Volvox carteri f. nagariensis is the source of this 600-nucleotide messenger RNA. RefSeq lists its product as uncharacterized. Bases 1 to 600 code for a protein of 199 amino acids. The record is from RefSeq and is a predicted model, not a curated record. The transcript is spliced from 3 exons. Gene Ontology annotation, molecular function: protein binding. NCBI's taxonomy places the organism in Eukaryota, Viridiplantae, Chlorophyta, Chlorophyceae, Chlamydomonadales, Volvocaceae.
AUGUGCGCCGCCACGCUGUGGGACGCACGCAGCGGCGCGCAGGUGACGCAGCUUCGGGGACUGCGCAAUGCCGUACGUGCACUGGCGUUCAGCCCCGACGGAGCAUUGCUGGCGACUGCGGUGGCGGAGGGGGCGGUGGUGCUGUGCGGCCGACGGGCGCUGGCCGCACUGGCCGCCGUCAACGGCCACAGCGACCGCGUGGCUUCUGUGUGCUUCAGCCCCAGUGGUGCGCUGGCGCUGACGGGAGGCGACGACAGUACGAUACGGCUAUGGGACGUUGUUCGGCACUCGGAGUUGGUGGCGGUUGAACAGCCAGGAGGUGAGCCCGUGACGGGGCUGGCCUUCAGCGCCGACGGCGCGAUGCUGGCUGCUAGCCUGGGUGACGGCUCUGUGCGUGUGUGGGACACGGGGCGCUGGCGGGAGUUGGGUUGGCUCAGUGCGCAUGGUGCCGCGGCGACUUGUGUGGCGUUCAGCCCUGACGGUGCGGUGCUGCUGUCGGGCGGCGCGGACAACCGCUGCUUGGCCUGGUCCACAAGGGAUGUGCUGCAUCUCGUGUUCUCGUCGACGACGGGAGCGGUGGACGGUGAGGAUCGGGAGUAA